Molecule: messenger RNA, 1739 nt
Organism: Meleagris gallopavo (turkey)
Lineage: Eukaryota; Metazoa; Chordata; Aves; Galliformes; Phasianidae
Gene: RAB17
Product: RAB17, member RAS oncogene family
Molecular function (GO): GTP binding; GTPase activity
Source: RefSeq, a predicted model, not a curated record
AAACUUUGGCACCGCACUCCGGGAGUUGCCGGCUUGCCUGCCUGAGUUUCGCUUUUCUUUUCCUGCAGCAAGGAGGCAGCCAGAGAGGUCGGACGAGGCUGUUAUCAUCUGUUGAGGCCAUUCCCAUCCUCUGCGACCCCCGUGUAGGAAGAAAGCAAAGCUGCAUACAGGACAUGGCACAGACAGUGGUGCCAGGCAGCUCCCUGGGGGAUAACCGUCCCACCUACAUCUACAAGAUGGUCCUGCUGGGAAGCACGUCAGUGGGAAAGUCAAGCCUUGCCUACAGAUACGUGAAAAAUGAUUUCAAGGAGUCGCUGCCUACUGUAGGAUGCUCCUUCUUCACACAGACAAUCCAACUAGAGACAGCCACCAUCAAGCUGGAGAUCUGGGACACGGCUGGCCAGGAGAAGUACCACAGUGUCUGCCACCUCUACUACCGUGGUGCCCAUGCUGCGCUCCUUGUUUAUGACCUCACUAACAAGGAAACAUUCAACAGAGCAAAGCAGUGGCUGAUGGAACUGGAGAAGGAGUUCCUUCCUGAUGAAAUUGUCAUUGCUUUGGUGGGCAACAAGACAGACCUGGCUGAUGAACGGGAGGUUGCAGCUGAGGAUGGGGAAGAGUUUGCAAGGAGCAGAAGCCUGCUCUUCAUGGAGACGUCUGCAAAAUCCAACCACCAAGUAAAUGACAUCUUUAUGGCUGUAGCCCGAGAGCUCCUGCGGCGUGAAGGUGAGAAGGCAGCUGUCCCAUCCACGAGUGGCAGGCAGCGUUUGGACUUGCGGGCAAGCGGGACGAGGAGGGGUUGCUGCCGUGUCUGAGAGGCCACAGGUUCACCACAGGAUGUAGGACUGGACCUUGUGUUAUUGGCAUCGGUGGCCAAGGGGUGACAGCGCAGCGGAUAGCUCACAGCCAACGUGGAGCAAUGAUCCUUCUGCCCAUCUUCUGCCAGUGAAUGCAUGCAGUGCGUGCAGACCCUCAACAGUCUCAUGAUGGUGUUCUCCCAGUGGUGAGUGGGAAUGUCCCCUGCCAAAAAGCAGCCCAGAUGGGGACAUCUCCCUGCCCCAGUCAUGCACCAGCUCCCCCAGACUCAAGAGAGUUUGGCUUGUGGAGCACAUCCCAACAACUUCAAGACUUGACUGCCAAUAAAGAGCAGCUCAUCUUAGCCACAUUCUUUUCUCUGCCUUGGGUGCCAGUAUGCAGGAGGUCUGGAGAUGGUGAGGACCAGAGCGUGGCAGUGUAGCCCUCAUCAGCCACUCCAGUUAUCAGGAACUUCUGGUUCCUAUGGCCAGGAAGCUCUCCCCUCCUGUUCCCCAUACACCACCACCCUCUGUGAUACCUGCCCAGCACUGAGACAUGUGUGGGAUGCGGGAAUCCUUCCCAGCUGCUUCCUCCUCCUGCCUAAAUCCCCUCUGUUAGUUAGCUAAUUUGAUAGAAUCUAACUGCCACUUGCCUCAUCCCUCUCAGAUUAACCCUUCCUUCCCUAGGCAGUCCUGAUCCCUGCUGUCCAUCCUUAGCUUGCUUUUGGGAUCUACAUCAUCCUCACUCCAAACUGGGGAAUGGGUAAAGCAAUGGAGACUUGUGAGAGGGGUGUCACAGAGUGAGUGACAUGACCCAUGCCACGAAAACAGGGCUCUGUGGUGAUGUGGGGGGCUUGGUGCUCUCAGGGGUGCUGACCCUCUGUGGGGAUAGAAAGAGAGGAGAGCCCCCAGGACUUAAUUUUAGGUGAUACCACCAUCACUAAG